AUGGCUCCGAGGAGAAGCGGGCUGCUGCUGACUGUGUCUGUGGUGGCAUGGCCGUGCAACUUCCUCGGCCUCGGCCCAGGCCUCGGCCUUGAGGCGAGGGCACCAGAACGCGGAAUACGCGGAGGAUGCGGACGAACGGCUUUGGCAGGCCAGGGACGAAGCACGGUUGACUUCAUUCGGGAAAGGCUUCCGGGGACAGCUUUCGUCGCUUCGAUGGCGGCCGUGUCCAGAAGGGUCGCAUCGUUGCAUUUUUUCGGUGGUGCCUUCAGCCCACUGCUUUACGCCACCUUGACAGGACUGCUGCUGGGAAAUACCGUUCUCGCCAAGAGCAACUCUUUGACUCGAGAGGUGCGGCCGAUGCUGAAACCAGGCGUGGCCUUUGCCAAAGCUCGAUUGCUACGCCUUGGAAUCAUCUUGUACGGUUUCAAUGUGUCGGUGCAGCAGAUCUUGACAAUGGGCCCGGGAAGUUUUUGCUCAGCCCUGGCUAUGGUUUUCUCAACGCUUGCUGUGGGCGUGAUGGCUGGCGAAGUGCUGCGGGUGGACAGAUCUGUGGCUUUGCUUGUUGCCACGGGUGCAUCGAUUUGUGGCGUUUCGGCGGUCAUGGCGGCAGCGCCAGUCGUCGAGAAGGAAGGGGCGUCCGGCUCAAAAGUCUCAGUUGCUUUGGCAACUGUUAUGGUAUUUGGGAUCACCUCUAUGUUCCUGUAUCCGAUCAUGUGGCCGAUACUUCCCGGACCAUUAUCUGCAAAGGCUAUGGGGAUCUACACAGGUGCCACCGUCUACGAGGUCGCCGGGGUUGUGGCCGCUGGCCAUGCGAUGUCGCCCGGUGUGGCCUCUGCGGCCUUGCUGACCAAAUUGGUGCGGGUGCUGCUGUUGGCUCCCUACCUUUUUAUUGUCAGCAGGCUGGCUGAAGGUGGAUCCACGAGCAUUCAAACUCCUUGGUUCGCGUUUGCCUUCUUUGGCGUCUGUGUUAUGUCGUCAUAUCUGCCUUUGCCUCCUGAGCUUGCCGCGAAAGCGACCGAAGUCGGUUCCUGGUGCACUGCACUGGCCAUGGUCGGACUGGGUUUGGAGAGCGAUGCUGGCGCCAUCAAGCAGAUGGGAUGGCGCCCCAUGCUGCUAGCGAGCGUUCUCUUCUUGUACUUGGUAUGCGGCGGAUUUCUUGCCGUCAGCGGAAUCCUGCGGUUGCUUCCAGUGUAG
Messenger RNA from Symbiodinium sp. CCMP2456, 1194 nucleotides. NCBI's taxonomy places the organism in Eukaryota, Dinophyceae, Suessiales, Symbiodiniaceae. The record is from the annotation of a GenBank genome assembly.